Molecule: messenger RNA, 4375 nt
Organism: Hylaeus anthracinus
Lineage: Eukaryota; Metazoa; Arthropoda; Insecta; Hymenoptera; Colletidae
Gene: Dus1
Exons: 10
Coding region: 881-4327 (1148 amino acids)
Biological process (GO): tRNA processing
Molecular function (GO): flavin adenine dinucleotide binding; tRNA dihydrouridine synthase activity; palmitoyltransferase activity
Source: RefSeq, a predicted model, not a curated record
CCUUUCGCGACACGCAAUUAUUAAUGAUCACGAGUUUUACAAAAUCUAUACUCCGAAUUCAACCUUCGCGUAUAAUGCAGUAACUUCUGGAACUGGAACGUUACUCGACGGAAAAAAUAAUUUACGUAAACAACUUGAUGUCGAUUAAUUUACUGUUUAAUUUCUUAUUAAUUUUCUUCGUUUUAGUACUUCAAAUAUAUUUUCAUAUCGAAGACAUAUUGGAGAUUAUAUUUUCUUGUCUUCUUUAUUUCGUUACAAAAAUCGGGGCAUCCCUAAUCGGACGUACGGAUUUCGCCAGAUUUUGAUUUUGCCAGAAAAUAUGACGAGAGUAGGGGUCGUGGAAGAAAAAGGACGAGGUGCGCUGGAGGCGAGAGAAGAGCGAUCGGUGCGAAAGGAAAGCAAUUGUUACUGCUUUUAUUAUUGCUAUCGCGAUAUCGCAUUCAUAGAAAAUCCAACGCGUAUUUUCGGGAUCGUUUACGCGACUACGUUGCCAUGCGAGUAUCGAUUCGACGAACUGGUUCGUAAGUCGCGAGGCGCGUAUUUCGUCGUAUGGGACACUAAACCGAGUUCUCCCGAGGAUGCUCGAGGACAAUCGCGAUUCGCAACGCCGCGACGAGUGUGCCGACAAGUGGUCCCGUAGAAGUGUCUAUGGACGAAUCGAUGGACGUUUUGAUCGUGGAAAAGUGGUGAAAACGGGAUAGCCGAAGAGGAACCACGGUGGAUCGGGGAUAAAGGAGACAAGGCAGGGAUGGGAGGCGCGAAGAGAACGAAAGUUUUAAGAACUGGAAGAAAGACGUCAACCGGAAGGAGGUGACAGGUUGCCGAGGAGAAGCGAUCACGGGGAAUUGGCAGCGAAUGGGAGGCGAAAGGACGGCUCGUUAUGCGAAACGAAGCCACCAGCGACAUCGUAUCGAGAUGGUGCUCGGGUCAGAACGCGUUCGUGACACCGGAACGCAGAAAGUUUAGACGCGUGCACGGACUUCAGCUACCGCUUCAUCCCCAACAAGUGAUCGGUUGGAUCGUUAUUUUGGUUAUAGCGAUAAACACGUUUGCCGUCUUAACGCCGCUCCUCGAGCCGAGUCUGCGUCCAGUCCUCUCGAUCUCCAUAGCAGCGAUCUUCGCUACGCAUCUUUGCUCCCACCUGAUCGUGCUCCUGCUGGAUCCGGCGGAUCCCCAAGUCAGGUCUCAGCCGGCGAACAAAGUCCUGCCGGAAUUCGACAGGUCGAAGCACGCGCGUGUCAUCGAGAACGGCCGAUGCCACCUCUGCAAUAUAACCACAGAGAGCAAGAGGACCAAGCACUGUUCGAUCUGCAACAAAUGCGUGGCGCGAUUCGAUCAUCAUUGCAAGUGGCUCAACAACUGCAUCGGCGGUAGAAACUAUUUAGCCUUUUUAGUUUGCCUAAUUUCCGCGAUCCUGGCGAGCCUGUCCGUCGCCGGUCUCUCCGCGACGGAAUUGUUGCUGUCGUUGGUCUCCGGUAGGACGGUAAACGCCAGCAUGGAGAACGCCACGGGUCCUGGCCUGUCAAUCAUCCCCGUCUCGGACACCGGCUCUAUUAUCCUGAUCUCCGCGAUAGGAAUCCUCUCGGCGAUCGCGGCGAUCCUCCUGAUUCAUUUGUGCUUCUUUCACGGAUACAUCGCCUGUCUCGGUUUGACCACGUACGAGUACGUAAGGAACAAGCGAGAAAGAAACACCGUUACCGCAGCCGUCGCAGCAGCCGCCGCCGCUGCCGCAACCGCUACCGCUGCCGCCGCAGCUGCGACCGCCGCUGCUGCCAAUGCUGCCAACUCCGUGGACGCUACCGGGAACCCAGCGACGGUCACAGAGUCAACAGCCGGACUCAACGGAUUCCGUGGAUUCAUGUCCAGCCGCAGAACGUCGUCCUUUCGAAUCAAUACCGAGUCGUGUUCGAGUCGGAUAGACCUCGAAGGGGAGUCGAACGGAGUAGGAACGGAGACCCGAUUCUGUCGGCGAGACGACCAACGGAGCAAUUUUCGCCUCUGCUUCUCGUACGAGCUCCAGUCGACCGCAAACGAAACUUCCAUAGAGUUCUCGUCGCGGAUACCGAGCGACACGCGUCCCGACCAAUCGACGAUCGUGUUCCGGGACUCAGUGGGCGUCGUCGGCUCCUCGACGCCCUCCCCGGUUUCUUGUUGUUUCGCCGCUGCCAAUUCGAUAGCCGUGCGAUGCCGUUCGGCGAGCAAAACGGACAAGUCAAAGAAACGAGCGAGCGCUAGCAAGGACUCGCUCGGCUCGUCGCACGUUCCGAGCAAUUCUUGCGAAACCGUGGAAAGGAUAGGGAAGUUUCUGCGUACGUAUCUGCGUAGGAGCGGUCGUCGACGGUCGUCGAAUGCGAACGGCGUUCGCUCGUCGAAGAACAAAGUGGUUCCCAGCGGUGAUUCGACUUUGCCCGAGGUCAAGCUGGAGGACACCGUGCCUGACGCUGUUCUCGCUCUCGGAAAAGAAUACGAGGCGUCCGUUCCGCGUCCACCCAGCAAACUUCCUCCGCUGCGUUCGAUAACCGGCCAUUCUUGCGAGCAGCUGGCGAUUCAGACGCGAAGAGCGGUGGGUCCUUCGACGACGAGGAGACCAGCGGCUCAUAUCUACACCCGUCCACGGCGGACCUCCUCCUUCCGAAAGAGGCCAAGACUGAAGGCAAAUUCGCGCGUUACCCAGUCCAUACAACUCUCUCCCAUUUUGGAGUCGGAUCUGUCGAAACCCGCGUCGCCGCGGUCGUCGUGCUCUCUCCUCUCGCUACGCUCUCCCGGUUCCCCUCGGUCGACCCGUAUCGCGCGUUCCUCGUCUCCUCGAUUCGUUCCGGCAUCGUCGGGAAUGCUUGCGAGUUCUCGUGCCACUCACGGUCUCCAAUUUCUUUCGCAGAUGACAUCGGUUACAGAGGAAUCGUUCGCGACCGACCAGGUCGUCGGUCCUGGUUCUCGAGAGGCGAACGAUAAUAUCUGGGAAAACGUGUUGGGUUCUCCGCGAUACAUAGUCGCGCCGAUGGUCGACGCGAGCGAGUUAGCCUGGAGGCUGCUGAGUCGACGCCACGGAGCGCAACUUUGUUAUACGCCGAUGCUUCACUCGUCGGUUUUCUGCAGAGAUCCCAAGUAUCGGCGAGAAGCGUGCGCUAGCACCGCCGAAGACAGACCGCUGAUCAUUCAGUUUUGCGGCAACGAUCCGAACACUUUACUGGAAGCGUCACUUUUGGCCGAGCCGUACUGCGACGCGAUAGACAUAAAUAUAGGUUGCCCUCAAGCUAUCGCCAAACGCGGACGCUACGGUGCUUUUCUUCAAGACGACUGGGACUUGCUUCGACGAAUCGUUAGCACCUUGAGCAAGAAACUCCGUGUACCUGUCACUUGCAAAUUACGAGUAUUCGCGGAAAUCGAAAAGACCGUGCAGUAUGCUCGGAUGCUCGAGAGCGCUGGGGCACGACUGCUUACUGUGCAUGGACGAACCCGGGAACAGAAGGGUCGGUUAACCGGCGUGGCGUCUUGGGAGCACAUCGAAGCAGUUAGGCAAGCCGUCGCGAUUCCAGUAUUCGCCAACGGUAAUAUACAAUGUCUGCGAGACGUCGAGAGAUGCAUAGAGGAAACCGGUGCGUGCGGUGUAAUGUCGGCCGAAGGUAAUCUUUACAAUCCUUACAUAUUCGAGGGACGUCAUCCGCCAAGCUGGGAGCCAGCGCUCGAAUAUUUAGAUUUGGUGGAACGGUAUCCAGCUCCGGCCUCUUACAUUCGUGGCCAUCUCUUCAAACUGUUUCAACACAUACUUUGUUUAGCAGAGAAUAAAGAAGAGAGGGAAAAUCUGGCCAGAAACUCUACCAUGGAAUCGUUCAGAAGCGUCGUGUACUCUUUGAGAGAUCGAUAUCUACCGUAUCACGAAGGACGCCAGACGUGGCGAGAAGAAACCACCGACUAUAACUUGAAAUUACCACCGUGGUUGUGUCAACCGUACGUACGGAGUCCUCCCGAAGAGCACGAGCAACGAAUAGAAACGGAAAAGAUCGAAACGGGAAACGUGAAUGUGAAGAAAAAAUUCACGGACGAGGAUGGAAACGAGGUAUCGCGGAAACGUUUGAAGAAGCUUAGACGAAUCGCGCGUCGUCCCAAUAGGCCAGCCGUUAUCGUUAAAAGAGGAUCCGACUUGUGCUACAACUGUCCCAAUCCAGUGGGUCUCAAAUGUGUUCACAAACUGUGCCGACAGUGCUGUCGAAACAAGUGUUUCGUGGAAAAUCUAGAUUGCAUCGGACAUAGAAAUUUAACUAAAACAAGACGACAAAUGGCGAUCGAAUUCGCUGCGAAACGAAAAGCUAUCGACGAUACGAUAUGACUUUGUAAAUAAUUUUAAUAAACAUGUGGAUAUGUACGUAUACGCAAA